Molecule: messenger RNA, 2301 nt
Organism: Tribolium madens (black flour beetle)
Lineage: Eukaryota; Metazoa; Arthropoda; Insecta; Coleoptera; Tenebrionidae
Gene: Ance-3
Product: angiotensin-converting enzyme
Exons: 10
Coding region: 66-2222 (718 amino acids)
Biological process (GO): proteolysis
Cellular component (GO): plasma membrane
Molecular function (GO): metallopeptidase activity; peptidyl-dipeptidase activity
Source: RefSeq, a predicted model, not a curated record
AGAAGAUACCACGCCGACAAUUGUCAGUUUGAAUAUGCGACUUAUUGAAGCAACACAAGCUUAAAAUGUGCGAUAUUAGUAACAAUCGAAAGUUUGUCACAAUUGUGCUCCUCACUCGCCUCGUCCUAGCCCAAAACCCCCAAUACAACAACCCCAAUUACAACACACAAAAUCUCGACUCGCGCCAAUACAACAACCCCAAUUACAACACACAAAAUCUCGACUCGCGUCAAUACAACAACCCCAAUUACAACCCACAAGACUUCGAUAACCGGUUUGAACCCGUGGACGAUAACAGGUUCAACCAAGCCAACUUGGAUCGAGGCCCAACCAGCGAUGUGAGAGCUUUGCUGCAAGCUCUGGAUCUUCAAGGCUCGCAGGAAUGCACAAGAAAUGUCGCCGCCCAAUGGGAUUUUGAGACGAAUGUCAACCAAGCGACGCAAUUGGAGGCCUUGAAUGCGCAACAAGUCUAUUCGCAAUUCCAGCACGGAGUUUGGGAACUUUUGAACAAAGUGAGUCUUCGAAAUGUCCCAAAUCCUUCAGUUGCAAGGCAAAUUAGGUACUUGUCGAUUGUGGGGCCUGCAGCCUUAUCACCUGACCAACUCGAUAGAUAUAAUAGACUGAUCAAUGACAUGCUCGCCAUCUACAACAGCGCCUCCAUCUGCGCCCUCAAGGAGCCCUUCCGCUGCGGGCUUCGUCUCCAGCCCGACUUGACCAACAUUAUGGCCUUUAGCCGAAAUUGGGACGAGUUGCAAUACACUUGGACCGAAUGGAGGCGAAAUACGGGACAAAAUAUCAAGGAUUUGUUCGAGCAAAUGGUUGGGUUGUCGAACGAAGCUGCGAGGCUAAACAAUUUUACCGACACGGCCGAGUACUGGAGCUUUCCCUUCGAAUCUUCGACGCUGAGUCUGGACCUGGAGGACGCCUGGGAGGACGUGAAGCCCCUCUACGAGCUGUUGCACGCCUAUAUGAGGAGGAAAUUGAGGGAUUAUUACGGACCGGAAAGGCUGAAUCGCCAGGCUCCACUUCCGGCGCAUAUUUUGGGGAAUAUGUGGGCGCAAUCCUGGACGAAUAUUUUUGAUAUCAGUCAGCCGUAUCCAGGACAGAAUUUCCUGGAUGUCAGUCCAGAAAUGCUCAAACAGGGCUACACCCCUCUCGACAUCUUUCGUCUCGCUGAAGACUUUUUCGUCUCUCUCAACAUGAGUGCCAUGCCUCUCGACUUCUGGCAAGGUUCCGUCCUUGAGGAACCCCUCGAUCGGGUGGUUCUGUGCCAGCCGUCGGCUUGGGACUUCUGCAACCGUCGCGAUUUUCGAAUCAAAAUGUGCACAAAUAUCAACAUGAAAGAUCUGAUCACCGCCCACCACGAGAUGGCCCACAUUCACUACUUCAUGCUCUACAAGAACCAACCAAAAGUGUUUAGAGACGGUGCUAAUCCAGCUUUUCACGAGGCGAUCGGCGAGGCAGUGGGACUUUCAGUUGGGACACCGAAACAUUUACAAAGUUUGGGAUUGUUGCAAAAUUCGGUGGCCGAUUCCUCGGUUGAUAUCAAUUAUCUGUACUUGAUGGCCCUUGAUAAGGUCGUUUUUUUGCCCUUUGCCUACGUUGUUGAUAAAUGGAGGUACGACGUCUUUAACGGAAAUGUGGGAAAAGAACAGUUUAAUUGCCACUGGUGGCGUUUGAGUGAACAGUAUAUGGGGAUUAAACCACCGGUUUUGCGCUCGGAGAAGGACUUUGACCCGGGUGCCAAAUACCACAUCCCGGCCAAUAUCCCUUAUUUGAGGUACUUUGUGAGUACGCUGCUGCAGUUCCAGAUAUACAGGGCGUUGUGUAGGGCCGCCGGACAGUAUGACCCCGCCGACCUCACGAGACCUCUCCACAAGUGCGAUAUCUACAGGAGCAAAGAAGCUGGACGCAUCUUGACGCAAAUGAUGGAAAAAGGCUCCUCGCUACCAUGGAAGGAGGUUUUGUACCAAACCACCGGCGAGACGCGUCUUGACGGAAGCGCAAUGCGCGAAUACUUCCGCCCGUUGGAAGACUGGCUCAGGAAUGAGAAUCUCAGGACUCAGGAAUUUGUCGGAUGGCUCUACGAUGGCGACUAUUGCAAGCAGAGCAUCGAAACGGCAGGAUUGCAAGUCUACGGCGGUUUUUAUAAUGGUGCAUUCACACGCAAACCGCUUACGGCUACGUUUAUGUUUACGUUAGUCUUGUAUGUAAUAACAUGACUUAAGUUUAAUUAAUUGUAAUUAAUUCUAGUGGGCGUAUAUUGUAUAUAUCUAUUUUGAAUAAAGUUUUUUAAUACGA